Molecule: messenger RNA, 3010 nt
Organism: Talpa occidentalis (Iberian mole)
Lineage: Eukaryota; Metazoa; Chordata; Mammalia; Eulipotyphla; Talpidae
Gene: ZBTB8A
Product: zinc finger and BTB domain containing 8A
Exons: 7
Coding region: 366-1907 (513 amino acids)
Biological process (GO): regulation of transcription by RNA polymerase II
Molecular function (GO): protein binding; RNA polymerase II cis-regulatory region sequence-specific DNA binding; DNA-binding transcription factor activity, RNA polymerase II-specific
Source: RefSeq, a predicted model, not a curated record
GCGCCCGGUACCCCCGGAGGGUGCUGCGGGCGUCGGCAGGGCCGGGGGAGUGGGCGAAGCUGCUGGUUGGUGCCUGAAAUCUGUGCGUUGCCCCUUUAAUUGUGUCCCCAGCCCUCGGGCGUUUCUGUCCAACGCCCACGUCAGCAAAUACCUUUUGUUUCUCUCACGUUGGGGCUACUUGUUUUAGGGCGCAAAGGAGCGGCUUCGAGAGGGGCCCUUCUCCCCCCGGGAACCCGGACUCGGCCCCGGCCCGCCGCGGCCCGCGGACAAGCUUACAAAGAUUGUGUUUGACUUGGGAUCUUCCCUUUUUACUUCAUUCAACUGACUUGGCAGAAUUUCAAGAGCAGCAUUCAUAAAUUUGCAAAAUGGAGAUCUCUUCUCACCAGUCUCACCUCCUGCAGCAACUGAAUGAGCAGCGCAGGCAAGAUGUGUUUUGUGACUGCAGUAUUCUAGUCGAAGGCAAGGUCUUCAAAGCACAUCGAAAUGUCUUAUUUGCUAGUAGUGGCUACUUUAAAAUGCUGCUUUCCCAGAAUUCAAAGGAGACAAGCCAGCCCACUACAGCCACCUUUCAGGCUUUCUCCCCUGACACCUUCACUGUCAUCCUGGACUUCGUCUAUUCUGGAAAACUCUCUCUAACCGGUCAGAACGUUAUAGAAGUGAUGUCAGCUGCUAGCUUCCUUCAGAUGACUGACGUCAUUAGUGUAUGUAAGACCUUUAUUAAAUCUUCAUUAGACAUUAGCGAAAAAGAAAAGGAUCGCUAUUUCAGUCUAUCCGAUAAAGACGCCAAUUCAAAUGGCAUAGAACGUUCCUCUUUUUAUAGCAGUGCCUGGCAAGAAGAAAGUGGUUCUCCACAUUCUCUCCUAAGCCCUGAGCAGGGAACAGGUGUAAUAAGUGGGAAAUCUUGGAGUAAGUAUAAUUACCAGCCAGUCUCCCAAAGGAAUACUCAACAAGCUUUGCUCAAGCAUGAACACAGGAAAGAUUCCAUUAAAAAGACCAAACAUUUGAGGUUGACACAGCCUUCUGAAGUUGCUCAUUAUAAGUCAAGCAAGCGGGAAGUACGGACAUCUGAUUCUUCUACCCACAUGCCCCAGUCAGAAGAACAAGCACAAACCGAUCCUGAAAUGGACUCUACUCCUAUUGGCUAUCAGUAUGGUCAAGGAUCUGAUGUCAUACCCAGAAGUUUUCCAGAUGACCUGCCCAGGAUGCGAUUCAAGUGUCCGUACUGCCCACAUGUGGUGAAGCGGAAAGCAGACCUGAAGCGCCACCUUCGCUGUCAUACAGGAGAAAGGCCCUACCCGUGUCAAGCCUGCGGAAAGAGAUUCAGCAGGCUCGACCAUCUAAGUAGCCAUUUUCGAACAAUUCACCAAGCAUGCAAACUAAUCUGCCGAAAAUGCAAACGCCAUGUAACUGAUCUAACUGGGCAAGUGGUGCAGGAAGGAACCAGGCGCUAUAGACUGUGCAAUGAGUGCCUUGCUGAAGUUGGCAUAGACAGCCUCCCCAUUGAUUUGGAAGCUGAACAGCAUCUUAUGUCCCCAUCAGAUGGAGAUAAAGAUUCCAAAUGGCACUUGAGUGAAGAUGAGAAUAGAUCAUACGUGGAGAUCGUAGAGGACGGGUCUGCUGAUCUGGUCAUCCAACAGGUUGACGAUAGUGAAGAAGAAGAAGAAAAGGAAAUGAAGCCCAACAUUAGUUGCUUCAAGGCUAGAUGGUGUACAUCAGCUUCGCCCUUGUCCCAACAUGACGUUUCCUGCAUGGGGAAUCUUAACAAGAAAUACAUCCACCAGGAAUACAGCAGUGGAAAACCGGCGCCUGUAACCUUGGCAUCGGAUGCUCCAGUACUUAGAGUCCAUGUUGAAGAACGAAAGCCAAGGAUUUGUCCCCACCCAGCGCCCAGGCGGGCGGCCAGCUGACUUGCUGUGCUGUUUCCAGGGAAGACGCCAGCUGUGAGUGGGACUGAGGAGUAGGAAUCUUUCUUUUCAGUCCUGUUUCCCUCCAUGACUACUUUUCCUAGUAAGUUAUCAGAGUUCGACAGUUACACCCCAGAGAAGCCUGCGACCUACCAGACAUACCCCUAAAGUUAGACUGAGGGGGUGGGCUGGAUGGAAAAUGUUCUGUCACGCCUGGUGGGUGCCCAAUAAGGAGCCCACGUUUGCUGAGUCCCAGUCCUCCGAGGAGGCACUCCUGCCGUCCCCAUUUAAACCAGGAAUAAACAGGCUUCAGAAGUGGAAUGAGUGGCCCCAAAGUCACCCACGAUGGCAGGGCAUAGUGGGAUCCCGGCCCAGGGGUAACUACCACAGCUUAAAACCUAAGCCGUGCCUCUGCAAGGGGAGAGCUGACCUGUUGCACCCCAGCUCUAGGCUACAAUGGAGCAGCCCCGCGUAGAGCUCGUGGUUUCGCUGGACCUGGUUCAGUUACCCUUGGUCAAUCACCACCAUCCGAAAACGUGUACAAUAAGACACUAAGAGUCCACAUUCCCAUAACUUUUAUUACACUAUGUUGCUACAGUUGUUCUGUUUUAUUAUGAGUUAUUGUUAAUCUGUCACUGUACUUAAUUUAUAAAUUAAACUAUGAACAAAAUAGUAUAUAUAAGGUUCCACACUAAGCUGAUUUCAGGCACCUGGGGCAGGGCUCUUGGAACCUUGUCCUCACCCUUCAGGGGAGCCUACUAUACUGUGGUGUGACCAACAAAGUGUUUCACUGCCUUAGGCAUUUGCAACUUGCAAUUUUCACACACACACACACACACACACGCACACACACACACACACACCACCCUCCCCUACCCACCCAUGCCCUGAUAAAGGGAGAAAGUACCAUGUGCUAGAAGUGUAUUUCUUCAUUGAAUAUGUAUCUUAGUAUCUACCAUUUGCAGCUGCCUCUAAAUCCCCAGACCCCAGCAUCAAUUCAAAUAAUUUGGGAGGGGAGAGCAUCACAUUAAUGUUUUACACAAAAACAAGUACAGAUUUAAAAAACAUCCCAACAGGGGCCUCCCCGGUGGCGCAGCGGUUGAGCG